Messenger RNA from Daktulosphaira vitifoliae (grape phylloxera), 1203 nucleotides. RefSeq lists its product as uncharacterized. The coding region runs from base 1 to 1203 and encodes 400 amino acids. The record is from RefSeq and is a predicted model, not a curated record. The transcript has a single exon. NCBI's taxonomy places the organism in Eukaryota, Metazoa, Arthropoda, Insecta, Hemiptera, Phylloxeridae.
AUGGAAGAUAUUCUGAACAUUCACGAAAAACCGUACUUCGAAGAAAGUAUAACAAAAUUUGAAUACCAUUCGUAUCAACCAUUUUCUAGUAACGCGCUGUCGAAUAACGAUGAAAUACGAAUUGCGAUACAACAUCAAGAUUUAUAUACUCUCCCCAGCGAAUCUUUGUUACACAUCGAAGGUGAAGUUGAAAGAAAUAUAGAAACAGGUAAUGGAGAAGCUUCUGUAAAAUUAAUAAACAAUGGCAUUAUGUUCCUAUUUGACGAAAUUCGUUACGAAUUAAACUCUGUUGAAAUUGAUAAAGUAAGAAAUCCCGGUAUUACAACAUGUAUGAAAGGUUAUGCGUCUUUUCAAACGGCAAACCUUUACCGAUAUCAAAAUGCCGGAUGGAAUGAAAGUGGUGAAUCUAGAGAAAAAUUCGAAGUGUGCAUACCUCUCAAAGUAAUUAUGGGAUUUGCGGAAGAUCAUCGUAAAAUAAUAAUAAAUUCCCGACAAGAAUUAAUACUGCAUAGAUCCAGCGUGGACAUUAACGCAUUAAAGUGUGAGCGAGCGAAUGGUAAAAUAAAAAUUUCGAAAAUAAUGUGGAGAAUGCCUCAUAUAAACGUAGAGGACAGUGUAAGAUUGAAACUGUUAAAGACUUUAGAUUCUCGUAAACCACUUUACAUCGCUUUUAGAAGUUGGGAAUUAUUUGAACAUCCAUAUUUACCACAAACUACAAAACAUUCGUGGGCCGUUAAAACAUCAACGCAUACGGAAAAACCUAGAUAUGUGAUUAUAGGAUUUCAAACUAAACGUAAAAACAAAAUAACAGCUGACAUGAGUAGAUUCGAUCAUUGUUCUCUAAUAUCACUCAAAGUAUUUUUGAAUUCGGAAUCAUAUCCUUACGAUAGUUUAAACAUUGAUUUCGAUAAUGAUAAAUAUUCAGCAUUAUAUCAAAUGUAUUCAUCGUUUCAAGAUAGCUUUUAUAAUAUAGAUAACGGUGAUCCUAUUUUGACUAAAGAAGAAUUUAAAGAUAACGCUCCUAUAGUUGUUAUCGAUUGUUCUAAACAAAAUGAAAAAAUUAAGAGCGCUCCCGUUGACGUUCGAAUUGAAUUCGAAACUAAAAUUCCUAUACCAAACGAUACAUCAGCAUAUUGUCUUAUACUACAUGAUAAGAUUUUCGAGUAUAACGCUAUGACUAGCGAAGUACACAAGGUGGUUUAA